AUGAAGUGGCAGUACAAAGAGGAACACCCCUUUGAGAAGAGACGAGCAGAAGGAGAGAAAAUUCGCAAGAAGUAUCCAGACAGAGUUCCUGUGAUUGUUGAGAAGGCACCCAAAGCCAGGGUUGGCGAACUAGACAAGAAAAAAUACCUGGUGCCAUCUGACUUGACCGUUGGCCAGUUCUACUUUCUUAUUCGCAAGCGCAUCCAUCUGCGACCUGAGGAUGCCCUGUUCUUCUUUGUAAAUAACACUAUUCCACCCACGAGUGCAACCAUGGGAGCUCUGUACCAGGAACAUCACGAAGAAGACUUCUUCUUGUACAUCGCAUACAGUGACGAGAGCGUGUAUGGGGCUUAA
Candidula unifasciata is the source of this 354-nucleotide messenger RNA. NCBI's taxonomy places the organism in Eukaryota, Metazoa, Mollusca, Gastropoda, Stylommatophora, Geomitridae. The record is from the annotation of a GenBank genome assembly.